UUUUCCUGUGCCAUUCGUUUGAUAUUCGCGAUACGUUGCCUGUCGCUUAUUGUUUUGAAGUCUCGUGUUUCUAAUAUUUCGAAGUUUGGGGAAGAAAUAGGCAGUUUAGAAGAGAGAGAAAAAUCGUUUUUGCCAUAUAUAUAAUCUAUCAACCAGAAAAAAUAACAUAAAAAGAUUCGUUAAUUUUGAAACGGCGUAUUUUAUUGAAAAUUCCCAGAGAAUAUCAUGGAGAAUGCAUUGAAAGACACAGAGAAGAAAUUGUCCAAAGUGAAACUAGGAAACCGAAGCGAUAGCGGGAUUUUGCUCCCAAGUAAUGAAGGGAGUGAGAACAGGGAUGAUGUAAACGCACUGAAGGCAUCCAAAGAAAGUGACAGUGGACAUAGCAGCCCUCACUCAACCAAUCCUUUUAAUGGUUCUCAGGGAUCUUCGGCUAAAAGUAUUGAUGGUAAAGCGGAAUUCUUGCAAAAUCUUGAAAAGGAGUCAGAAAAAUUGAAUCAGUAUCAUCUGAAAGAUGAUCUCGGCCAGGGAUCAUAUGGGAUGGUGCGGUUGGCGUAUAAUGAAGAUGAUAAAAACCAUUAUGCAAUGAAAAUCCUCUCAAAAAAGAAACUUCUUCGCCAAGCUGGUUUCUUGAGGAGGCCUCCACCACGUAAAGGAGGCAAGAAGAUGUCGACACCACUCGAUAAGGUUUAUCAAGAGAUUGCUUUACUGAAGAAACUUGAUCAUCCAAAUAUUAUUAAACUAGUUGAGGUUCUAGAUGACCCUGGACAAGACAAGUUAUACAUGGUUUUUGAACUCAUGAGAAAAGGUGAAGUGAUGGAUGUUCCCACAACUGAAACGUUCACUGAGGAUAAAGCCAGAAAUUAUUUCAGAGAUGCAACGCUAGGACUUGAGUAUUUGCACUUCCAGAAGAUCAUCCACAGAGAUAUAAAACCUUCAAAUCUACUGAUCGACGAUCAAGGUCAUGUCAAGAUUGCUGAUUUAGGGGUCAGUCAAGAGUUCAUAGGUCAUGACCUGGAAGUAACAACUUCUGCAGGAACACCAGCAUUCCAUGCACCGGAGGCAGUAUCGGGCAGUGAUGAAAAGUAUCAGGGAAAACCGCUUGAUAUCUGGGCGCUUGGUAUCACACUGUAUUGCUUCAUGUACGGGAAUUGCCCGUUUCAGAGCGAACAUAUAUUAGAGUUACACAGUAAGAUACAAGAGGAUCCUCUGGUCUUUCCUGAUAGCCCCAAAGUCAGUUCCUCCUGCAAAGAUCUCAUCACAAAGAUGUUGAUCAAGGAUCCAUUGAAGCGUAUCAAGAUGUCAGAGGUCAAAGUUCAUCCAUGGGUCACAUGUAAUGGUUCAUCGCCUUUGACCUCUGAAAAGGACAACUGCCACCUAGUGACAGUAACAGAAGAAGACGUCAAAACCUGUGUGAAACAGAUUCCCAGGCUCGAUACUUUAAUUCUUGUUAAAGCAAUGUUGAAGAGGAAAAGCUUCAGGAAUCCUGCUUUCAAUAAUUCGUCAGAACUUACAAAAACUUAAAAUUUAGAGAAAGAUUUUUGUGUAAUUCCACAACAAUUUAUAGCAAUUCAAGUUGUUACUGUCUAGGAAAAUCUACAUCCUGGUAUGGAGAGGGUCAACUAAUAUGAUGUUUCCGGCUGUUGAUGUACAUUACCAUGGAUUUAAAAAAACAUUGAACAACUAUUCUGAACAGAGCUGUGGAUUUUGAAAAAUUCACAACUGUCGUUUGAAUUCAAGUCAUAAAAGUUUUGAUCUCGGCCCCCUACUUUGAGUUGAAAACAAUCUGAUUUGAGAAAAUCUAAUUUCGAAAAUAAAGACUUUGGUUUCUUUGUCUGUCCAUUUAGAACACUCUUUCUGUAGAAAAUUCUGUCUCUGAAUUCUGAAAACGGGUAUGACUCCAGUAAAAGCUAACCAAACUCACAAUUCACAGCCCUGAUUACAGUAGACCUUAAUAUGCAGUAUUAAAUGCUUUAACUAUUCUUGUUUUGACGAGUGACGAUUCUUGUUGAUGAGUGUUUUUCGAUAAAGUGAUGUAAUGUCUAUUCCUCAUUCUGCUAUCUUAUACACACGAAUCUAUAUGAUGUGACCUAUGUCACAAAAAUGAACAGAGAAAAACGUGUCCCUUCAAUUAACGAAAGCAGCAAAAUCUUGGUGAAUUAUCAGGUCCUAUUAGACUAGGCAAAAAUUUGGAAUCUAUCAGUUCAUUAGUUUCAUAGGAAAGCGA
Molecule: messenger RNA, 2224 nt
Organism: Styela clava
Lineage: Eukaryota; Metazoa; Chordata; Ascidiacea; Stolidobranchia; Styelidae
Product: calcium/calmodulin-dependent protein kinase kinase 1-like
Biological process (GO): intracellular signal transduction; protein phosphorylation
Cellular component (GO): cytoplasm
Molecular function (GO): calmodulin binding; ATP binding; calcium/calmodulin-dependent protein kinase activity
Source: RefSeq, a predicted model, not a curated record